UUCCGGGAAGAGGACGAGCAGCCAAUAUGGCGGCGGAGCGCGGCGCUGGGCAGCAACAGUCGCAGGAGAUGAUGGAGGUUGACAGGAGAGUGGAAUCAGAGGAGUCAGGUGACGAUGAAGGAAAGAGACACAGCAGCGGCAUUGUGGCAGACCUCAGCCAGCAGAGCCUGAAGGACGGGGAGCAGCAGGGUGAAGAGAACCCACAAGAGGAACAUGAGCUGGCUGUGGACAUGGAGACCAUUCACCUGGACAAAGACGCGGAGGACGUCGACCUGAACCACUAUCGCAUCGGGAAGAUCGAAGGCUUUGAGGUGCUGAAGAAGGUGAAGACGCUGUGCCUUCGUCAGAACCUCAUUAAGUGCAUUGAGAACCUGGACGAGUUGCGUGGUCUCCGCGAAUUGGAUCUUUAUGACAACCAGAUCAAGAAGAUUGAGAACCUAGAAUCCCUGACAGAGCUGGAGAUUCUAGAUAUCUCUUUUAAUCUGCUAAGAAACAUUGAAGGGAUCGACAAACUGACCCGACUGAAGAAGCUCUUCUUGGUCAACAAUAAAAUCACUAAGAUUGAGAACCUGAGUGCUCUCCAGGAGCUGCAGAUGCUGGAGCUGGGCUCGAACCGCAUCCGGGCCAUUGAAAACAUUGACACACUAACCAGUCUGCAGAGUUUGUUUUUGGGAAAAAACAAAAUUACUAAACUUCAGAACCUGGAUGCACUCACCAACCUGACUGUCCUCAGCAUGCAGAGCAACCGGCUGACCAAGAUCGAGGGUCUUCAGAGUCUGGUGAACCUGCGCGAGCUGUACCUCAGCCACAACGGCAUCGAGGUCAUCGAGGGCCUGGAGAACAACAACAAACUCACCAUGUUGGACAUCGCAUCCAACAGGAUCAAGAAGAUUGAAAAUGUCAGCCACCUAACAGAGCUGCAGGAAUUCUGGAUGAACGACAACCUGCUGGAUUGCUGGAGUGACCUGGACGAGCUGAAGGGGGCCCGGGGCCUGGAGACCGUGUACUUGGAGCGAAACCCCCUGCAGAGGGACCCACAGUACCGGCGCAAGGUCAUGCUGGCCCUGCCCUCUGUGCGGCAGAUCGACGCCACCUUCGUCAGGUUCUGAGGCCUCCACACCUCAGCUGGCCCCUCUCAGAACUCCCAGCCACAGUUUUUAAUCCACCUGUUGCUCUCGAAGUCGUCGCUACAGCAAGUCACAAGCCCAGUGGCACAAAGAAGGCGCAGACGACACUCGUGUGUGAUGCUCUAUUAAACCUUGCCACCGUC
Molecule: messenger RNA, 1270 nt
Organism: Ochotona curzoniae (black-lipped pika)
Lineage: Eukaryota; Metazoa; Chordata; Mammalia; Lagomorpha; Ochotonidae
Gene: PPP1R7
Product: protein phosphatase 1 regulatory subunit 7
Exons: 10
Coding region: 27-1109 (360 amino acids)
Molecular function (GO): protein binding
Source: RefSeq, a predicted model, not a curated record